Ctenocephalides felis (cat flea) is the source of this 1752-nucleotide messenger RNA. RefSeq lists its product as uncharacterized. The record is from RefSeq and is a predicted model, not a curated record. The coding region runs from base 625 to 1599 and encodes 324 amino acids. NCBI's taxonomy places the organism in Eukaryota, Metazoa, Arthropoda, Insecta, Siphonaptera, Pulicidae. Gene Ontology annotation, molecular function: sequence-specific DNA binding. The transcript is spliced from 2 exons.
AAAGCCCUAGACCAUCCCUAGACAAUAUAAUAAUGACAAAAGCCCUAGAUUGCACAAAACACAAACACAAAACAAACCAUACAAAGAAUGAAAAUUUCUAUUGAGAAAUUGUAGAUUGGAGAAACGUGGAGGCUGUAAAUCCUGUAAAUGAUGAAGAAUGCACAAAAAGAUUUGUAAGCGUUUGUAAUGAGUGGUAUUUUUAGCGUUUCGCUCGCUAUUUUUUAUGCAAUUCUGGAGGUACAGUUGAUAUUUGGUCUAUCAACUAGAGCUUUGUCAACAUUUAUGCGCUUAUGCGUUUUUCUACAGGAUGAGAUAAUAACGAAUAUUUGUAUAAAAUAAUUUAUGUGCUGGCGAUGCUAGGUCCCGGUACCAGUUAAGGAGUUAACAACCAAAUUUUCAAGAGUUGAAUUUCUUAUCCAGUACACGACUACGAGAAAUGUCAUUGCUCCCUAUGUGAUUUUGUGAUUGAUUACAUUCCUAAACAAUCUUCCCAUGCGUUUUUGGAUAUGUUUAUAAUCAAUAAUAAUAAUGACUAUUAUUCAGAAGUAAACAAAUGAUGAUUAUAUGAGUUUAGUAGGUUCCAGAUUUUCAGAUUAUAAACAAACAUAAUCACUCUGAUAUAUAAUGCCGUCAUGUUCAGCAUUUGGUUGCAAAAAUCGCUCGACACAAGGCUAUCUUAUGAAGGUUUUUCCAAGAAAUCCUUUAAGACGAGCACUUUGGGCUGCCAAAGUUAAAAGAAAAGAUUGGUUUCCAAAUGAUCACUCAUACUUGUGCGAGGUACAUUUUGAUAAUUCACAAUGGAAGCCAGUCACUUCAAAUGGAAAACGUAGAUUGAAAGACACUGCAGUUCCAACUUUAUUUUGUUUCACUGAGAAGCAAUCUGGUAGUGAGAAAGAAUCUACAGAAUUAAAAUCUACUAAUCCUAAUGGAUAUGCUAAAACACGAAGUUAUAUAAGUGUACUGACUUCAGAAAACAAAGAUUUAAAAGAAGCUACCAAUUGUUUAAAUCAUGAUGAUAGAUUUUCAAAUGAUGAAAUAUGCGAUCCAAAUAUACCCAGUGAGCAUUCUGGUAUGUAUGAAGUAUACUCUAAUUCAACUUCUGAUUGUGAAACUGAUGCUGAAGAUAAUAAAAUUCAUGUCCAGCCUAUAGUAUUUGAGAAUACGAAAAAUUGUAGUAAAAAUGACAAAAUAAAAGCAUUAGAAAAAUAUGUUAGUAAAUUAGAGAAUCAGUUGAAAAUUAUGAAAAAGGAUAUGAUUCGUAAAAAUGAAAGGUUGCAAUUGUAUAAAAAAAAGUUAAGAAAAGCACGAAUCGAAAAGAAACAUAUCGAAAUUACAGAUUAUGAAAAGAUGCUUAAAAGUAUAUUUAAUAAUGAUCAAAUAGCAGCCUUAUAUCGCAAAUCUACUAAUUAUAUGAAGUGGUGCAAUGAUACUAUAGAGAAAGCUAUAAAGAUCAAAACUAUUUGUGGAGUAGAUGGUUACAAUUUAAUAAGAAAUGUAAUACCUUUGCCUUCUAUAAGAACUUUGCAAAGGCACUUAGAACGCCUUCAAAAAUAUCCUGAUGAUAUAGAUGGCAUUUCAUCAUGUUCAGAUAAUGAAUGAUUGAUUUAAUGUACACUAUCAUUAUCAUUGACUUAAAUUACUUUUAACUUUUCUACAAUUAUUGCAUAUUAAACAAAUUAUGUUGACAAAAUCAAUUGAUGUUGAAUAUUGUUAGAUUUUAUUUAAUAUAUAUUACAAUAAAACUUAAAUUUA